This is a messenger RNA of Tupaia belangeri chinensis (Chinese tree shrew), 1174 nucleotides long. RefSeq names its product C-type lectin domain family 4 member G (gene CLEC4G). The coding region runs from base 41 to 922 and encodes 293 amino acids. NCBI's taxonomy places the organism in Eukaryota, Metazoa, Chordata, Mammalia, Scandentia, Tupaiidae. The transcript is spliced from 9 exons. The record is from RefSeq and is a predicted model, not a curated record.
AAGUGUCUAUCUCUGUCCGGAGCUGGGAGCCUUCACUGCCAUGGACACCUCCGAGUACAGAAAGUGGGGCGACCAGUCCGAGGAGGCCCCAGGAGGGUCCUGGGGACGCUGGGAGCCUUGUCGGUGGAAACCCCUCUUACUAGGGCUGGUUCUCCUGGGGGCCACGGUCCUAUGGACUUUCAUUCUGAGCAUCCUGUUGUCCAAGGCCUCCACGGAGCGCGGGGAGCUUCUGGGCAACCAGGAUUUGCUGAGGACAAACGCCUCGAAGCAGACGGUGGUGCUGGGUGCUUUGAAGCAGGAGCUCCGAGCCUGCAAUAGCUGCUGCUCCGCCACGCAGGUGCAGCUGCAGAGCGCGCGCACUGAGCUUGGGGAGGCACAGGCGAAGCUGAUCGAGCAGGAAAGCGCCCUGAAAGAGCUGCGCGAGCGCUUGACCAAGGGUUUGGCUGAAGCAGGCAGGGACCGUGAGGACGUCCGCAGUGAGCUGUUCCGGGCGCUGGAAGCCGUCAGGUUUCAGAACAGCUCCUGCCAGCCGUGUCCCAAGUCAUGGCUGCCCUACCAGGGCUCCUGCUACUUUUUCUCCGUUCCGAAGGCCGCGUGGGAGGAGGCACAGCGUCACUGCGCAGGUGCUGGAGCUCACCUGGUCAUUGUAGGGGACCUGGAGGAGCAGGUCUUCCUGACUCGGAAUACACGUGGGCGUGGUUACUGGCUGGGCCUGAGGGCUGUGCGCCGAGCUCGCAAGAUUCAGAGUUACCAAUGGGUGGAUGGAGUCCCACUCAGCUUCAGCCACUGGAACCAGGGGGAGCCCAAUGACUCCCUGGGGCGUGAGGACUGUGUCAUGAUGCUGCACACGGGUUUGUGGAAUGAUGCGCCGUGUGACAAUGAGAGGGACGGCUGGAUCUGUGAGAAGAGAAGCGGCUGCUGACCCCGCCCAGUGUCCCGAAGCCACGCCCAAUGCCCCAGAGCCACGCCCAGUAUUUGGAGCCCCACCCACAGCUGUGCGUGGUCUCUCCUGUGGGGCUUGCUGUCCUGGCUCCUGGCGCCCACUGUCAAAGAUUUUUUUCUCCAUCCAUCACUACUAAGAACUACUCUGCUCGGGGCCACCGGGUGGUGUGGUGGUUAAGGUGUUGGACUCCCACAUGGCCGACAGCAGUUUGAGUCUCACCCAGUGUCUGGC